GGGCCGGCGCCCGGCGUCUCCGAACUUCAGCGUGCACUGAGUGUGCGGUGUUUGCUGAACGCAGGAGCUGCGAAGGGCGGGAGCAGUGGCCACGAUGUGCGGAAUCUUUGCCUACAUGAACUACAGAGUCCCCCGGACCCGGAAGGAGAUUUUUGAAACCCUCAUCAAAGGCCUGCAGCGGCUGGAGUACAGAGGCUAUGACUCGGCAGGUGUGGCGAUCGAUGGAAACAACAGUGAAGUCAAAGAGAGACACAUCCAGCUGGUCAAGAAAAAGGGGAACGUGAAGGCUCUCGACGAGGAGCUUUACAAGCAAGACAGCAUGGACUUAGAAGUGGAGUUUGAGACCCACUUUGGCAUUGCGCACACACGCUGGGCCACCCACGGGGUUCCCAGUGCGGUCAACAGCCACCCGCAGCGAUCAGACAAAGGCAACGAAUUCGUGGUCAUCCACAAUGGGAUCAUCACAAAUUACAAAGACCUGAGGAAAUUUCUGGAAAGCAAAGGCUACGAGUUUGAGUCAGAAACAGACACAGAGACCAUCGCCAAGCUGAUCAAAUAUGUGUUCGACAACAGAGAGAUGGAGGACAUCACGUUUUCAACACUGGUCGAGAGGGUCAUUCAACAGCUGGAAGGAGCAUUCGCACUGGUUUUCAAGAGUAUCCAUUACCCAGGAGAGGCUGUCGCCACGAGGAGAGGCAGCCCCCUGCUCAUCGGCGUGCGGAGCAAAUACAAGCUCUCCACAGAACAGAUCCCCAUCCUGUACAGGACCCGCAACAUUGAGAACGUGAAGAACAUGUGUAAAUCGAGGGUGCAGAGGCUGGACAGCUCGACCUGCCUUCACGCCGUGGGCAAUAAAGCCGUGGAAUUCUUCUUUGCUUCCGACGCCAGUGCCAUCAUAGAACACACCAACCGGGUCAUCUUUCUCGAGGAUGACGACAUUGCCGCAGUGGCUGAUGGGAAACUCUCCAUUCACCGGGUCAAGCGUUCGGCCAGUGAUGACCCGUCUCGAGCCAUCCAGACCUUGCAGAUGGAGUUGCAGCAGAUCAUGAAAGGUAACUUCAGUGCGUUUAUGCAGAAGGAGAUCUUCGAGCAGCCAGAAUCCGUUUUCAAUACGAUGAGAGGUCGGGUCAACUUUGAGACCGGCACAGUGCUCCUGGGCGGCCUGAAGGCCCACUUGAAGGAGAUUCGACGGUGCCGACGGCUCAUCGUGAUUGGCUGCGGAACCAGCUACCAUGCCGCAGUGGCCACGCGGCAAGUUUUGGAGGAGCUGACCGAGCUCCCUGUGAUGGUUGAACUUGCCAGCGAUUUUCUGGACAGGAACACGCCCGUGUUCAGGGAUGACGUUUGCUUCUUCAUAAGCCAGUCAGGUGAGACUGCAGACACCCUCCUGGCACUGCGCUACUGUAAGGACCGCGGGGCCCUGACCGUGGGCGUCACCAACACUGUGGGCAGUUCCAUCUCCCGGGAGACCGACUGCGGCGUCCACAUCAAUGCAGGCCCAGAGGUCGGCGUGGCCAGCACCAAGGCUUACACCAGUCAGUUCAUCUCCCUGGUGAUGUUUGGCCUGAUGAUGUCCGAAGACCGCAUCUCGCUGCAGGGCAGACGGCGCGAGAUCAUCCGCGGCCUGCAGGCGCUGCCAGAGCUGAUCAAGGAAGUGCUGUCACUGGACCAGAAGAUCCACGACCUGGCCCUGGAGCUCUACACGCAGAGGUCGCUCCUGGUCAUGGGGCGGGGCUACAACUACGCCACGUGCCUGGAAGGCGCCCUGAAAAUUAAAGAGAUAACCUACAUGCACUCGGAAGGCAUCCUGGCUGGGGAGCUGAAGCACGGGCCCCUGGCGCUGAUCGACAAGCAGAUGCCCAUCAUCAUGGUCAUCAUGAAGGACCCCUGCUUCGCCAAAUGCCAGACCGCCCUGCAGCAGAUCACGGCCCGCCAGGGCCGCCCGAUCAUCCUGUGCUCGCAGGACGACACCGAGAGCGCCAAGUUCGCCUGCCGCGCCAUCGCGCUGCCGCGCACCGUGGACUGCCUGCAGGGCGUCCUCAGCGUCAUCCCCCUGCAGCUCCUCUCCUUCCACCUCGCCGUUCUCCGCGGCUACGAUGUUGACUUCCCCAGGAAUCUGGCCAAGUCUGUAACCGUGGAAUGAGAAGGACAUGAGGAGACCAUCACCAUGUGUAAUGGGGCUCAAGACCCAGUCCAGUGAUAGCAUUCUCAUCUCCUAGAUCCCAGCAGAGCUUGACAGCUUCCAGUGCCUUGUACCCCAGUGCUUUGCUUACGGCAGAUACGGUUUCUCUGUGUCCUGACGUCACCAGAGGAGAAGGGACUCCUUGUUACAUGUGGGGAUCAGAGAGGACUCUUCCACUACCGUGCAAUAUACAGCUCAUCCGAGUAACUGUGAACCUUUUUUAACCAAUGCUAGUUAGUUUUAAAAGACAAAAUAUUUAUAAUAACAGUUGUAUAGCUUUUAAGUUAUUUUUCUAGUGUGUGGCUUUCUGUAGCCAGGGUCAUGCCCAGAUUGUGCCCCUCGCUACCCAGGCACCCAGUCUCCUGGCGGGGGCGUUCAGAUCUCAGAUUUGAGCACAAGGUACUUCCUCUCAACUCCUUUCUCCUUCCUCUUCCUCUCUCCACCGCCCCUGAUCCCAGUCCCCUGAUGUCAGGGAAGCUUCUCCCCCGUCUUCCUUUGCCUCCUAGGAGUCCUGUCAAAAUCUCGGCUUCCUCCAACAGCUCCGUACCUCCUGUCUGCAUCCCCCUCGCCCUCCAUGGAACCCUGUUGCCUCCGAUCAUGGCUCUUUUCAGGCCCAGGCAGCAUUUCGGUCCCUGCUCCCGCCCACAGCAGAACGCUUGAGACUUCCCACGCAAGAGAGUAGUUUCAAGUGGGUUCUUCCAUCCUCUGUUUAAAAAUGUGCACAAAGAACUAUGCAAUUGUAACACAAUAAAGAC
Messenger RNA from Pteronotus mesoamericanus, 2937 nucleotides. RefSeq names its product glutamine-fructose-6-phosphate transaminase 2 (gene GFPT2). Gene Ontology annotation, biological process: carbohydrate derivative biosynthetic process; fructose 6-phosphate metabolic process; protein N-linked glycosylation. The coding region runs from base 95 to 2143 and encodes 682 amino acids. Gene Ontology annotation, molecular function: L-glutamine:D-fructose-6-phosphate transaminase (isomerizing) activity; carbohydrate derivative binding. The transcript has 19 exons. Lineage: Eukaryota; Metazoa; Chordata; Mammalia; Chiroptera; Mormoopidae. The record is from RefSeq and is a predicted model, not a curated record.